Batrachochytrium dendrobatidis JAM81 is the source of this 2845-nucleotide messenger RNA. RefSeq lists its product as uncharacterized. Gene Ontology annotation, cellular component: TSC1-TSC2 complex. NCBI's taxonomy places the organism in Eukaryota, Fungi, Chytridiomycota, Chytridiomycetes, Rhizophydiales. The record is from RefSeq and is a predicted model, not a curated record. Bases 1 to 2622 code for a protein of 873 amino acids. Gene Ontology annotation, biological process: negative regulation of TOR signaling; regulation of cell cycle. The transcript is spliced from 9 exons.
AUGUCAACUGUUACUUGGAAGCAACUCAAACCAGUCCUAUUAGAUUCACUGGUUUGGACAACUAAUACCAAUACAAAUGAAUCCAUUGUGUUUAAUAAGCCGUUACCUACAGAAUCCAUUGAAGCCUUUGUGUUUAGUCAACCCUGGGAUCUACCUUCAACUUCGUCAACUGUCGAAUCUGACAAGGUUAUUGACGACCUAAAGACUCAUUUCAAGUCUUUACAACUUGUACAGCAAACUGCCAUAACUUCAAACCCAUCCAUAAAUAUGAUUCAUACUUGCUCCCUUCACAGGUUUAUUUCUUGUUUGAAUAUGUUGCUGCCAGCACUGGAUCCAUUGCGGGUAUUUGCAGACUAUUUCGAGCCACUGUUGUGGCCAGUUCUUACUCAUCGCAUUGCAUCCACAAGUGAUCAAAACCAGACUUGUCAAAAACUGCUGAUUGCUUUGCUCAGGACAGACUUUCAGGCUGGAUUGGAUGUGAAUGGUGUAUAUGCUGACAGAUUCAAAUCUGCCGCUCGUACAGUAUUGGACAAGUGUGUAGCCGAAUCAGAUUUCUGGCAUUUGGAAUCAAAUCCAACCGAGGUGAAUGCAUCGCAGUCUCGAGAGAUUGCACUCGCCGAUUCCUUGAGUAGUAACAUUGAAGAAAAUACUACCGUAAAUCUGUCAUUGACAUCUCAGAUUGAUCCAAAGCAGACAUUAACCGAUUUGGAUCAAGCUGUCAAACCAUUUCGCUCACAGGUGCUUCCUGCACUGUAUCAUGUUUUGUUCUCAUUUGGUAUGAGCAAACCAUUGGUGUUUUAUAGUCUGUUGAAUGAAAUGGCAAUAGAUCCUGUAACUCGACUCAGAUCAUUCAUGCUCCUGAAAGCGUUUUUGAUUUGGGAGGAUGCUCCAACAUACUAUUUGAUUGACUCGGUUUUGUUUGAAAGUGUUGUGCACUCUGCUACGAUUGACAGUGAUGUGGCGACAUUUACAGCUGCACUCACUAUUCUUACUAUUCUGUUGCCAAUCGUGUCAUCAAAGGCAGUUGCUCGCUUUGAGCGACUGAUGAAUUCAUUUUUAAGAGCAUUGCAUUGGGAACUGACAUAUCCACAGAUUAUGAAAAUAAGCUCUCAAGUACCUGAACUCCAAGAUGCUCAUGAUAAACAUUUGCUCCAGUUUUCGAUAUGUGCAACACGAAGAUGUAUUGAUAAUUAUUUUACGGUGCUUUAUGGAAUGUUUCCUGCAAAUGUAAUUGCGCAACUUCAGCGGAUAUUAAGCUCGGGCAUAUCUGAACUUGCGCCAAUACUACAACAGUCUGAACAAUUUUCUGUAAAAUUCAUGCCAGUAAAAGAUGUGUUUGUCAAGGUUCGGGAAAUGGCGUAUGAGGCGAUUGAAGUAGAGGAAGAAGACUUGUUUCAACGGCGAGUAAGAGAUUUAGUGAGAGAACAUCGCAUACACCCCAGUAUUGUCACAGCAACUAUUGCAACCGAACUGAGCAAUCCGUGGUUCACUACCAAAGAAGCGUCGGAAAUCAUGGUGGAGUGUAUGAGUCUUCGAAUAGAUACUUUGGGCUGCUUCAAUGCUCAUACUGUACCAACAACUGUAAAAUUUCAAACGGAAGCGUUGGAGUCGAGUUUUAAAGCGUGCUUGAAUCAAGUUGCACUAAUCGAUGAGGCAUUGCACGGUCAUAUUUCUCAAUUUCAAGGCAUGAUUCUGAAUGAAUCGAGUAGUGUUUUACGUGAGCAUGAUUGUGAUCUUGUAGCAUCACCCAUGCUGCUGCUACGGAUAUACUACUAUGUGUUGAUGAAUGAGUCUUUUUUCAAGGAGUGCAUGCGGCAGUAUCAUAUGAUGCAUAUUCGGCGGUUACACAAAAAUGCAUUUGAAGCUGGACUUCGAGAUGCGAGUAUCCAAAAUUUGCAUCUGAGGUUCAAGCAACAAUCGAGCGAGCUUGCCGAGCAGCGACAGCUUGUUGACAGACUACGACAAGAAAGUAUUCAUUUGCGUGAACGACACAAAGGGCAUGAUGAAGAAGACACCAAACGACUCAAGGAGAUGCGGAAUGAGAUUCAAUCUCUUAGAUCAAGUGUACAGAAUUUAACAGGAAAGUUGGAGAGCACGGCCAAGGACAAUGUGGAAUUAAAAUCGCGACUGGCCGACUCGGAGCGAUUGUUGUCGCAAUCAGAGUCCAAAUUGGUACUGGCUGAAAGAGACUCGACUCGGUUGAAGGAGUGUGAGAUUGUGCUGUCAGAUCUUCAAACUAAGCUCAUUGCCAAAAACAAUACGAGUACUCAAGUCGUUGAAUCAGAGAGGCAUUCCGGAUUGGACAAAGUACAGUUGACUAGAGACAUGUCUAUAAAUGAUCAAGUAACUACUCUUACCAUGCGAAUCGAGACACUCCAAAUGAUUCUUGAUGCUACAGAGCGUGAGCGAGACAGAUUUAUUUUUGAGCAACAAGAACUGGCAUUUUUAAAAGGGCAGCUAGAGUUUAAGAAUCAAGAGCUCGUGCGAUUUGAAGGACAAGUCAAGGAACAGUCUGGUCACAUGCAGUUAUUAAAACAGCAAUUUCAAAAAAAGAUUGAAGCACAAGAUGCCAAAUAUGCAAGUUUGAGGAAACUGCAUCUUCUUUUACAGGUAAAUCUAUAGUGCAAUAAGGAAUGACAUGUUUCAGUGUCAUUUGAAUCUGAUUUUAUUUUUACAUACUGUUUUGAUUGUAAACUCUGAAUUUAGUCUAGGAUUGUAGAUAUGACGUCCAAGAUGCAAGCAGUGAAUACAUCUACAUCAUGAACGGCAGCAAUCAUCUGGGCAUCCAUCCAGGUGGCUACGAGUGGAAUUUGACCACAUUAAUAAAGUACAGAUUUUUUGAAUA